This is a messenger RNA of Aureobasidium pullulans EXF-150, 1261 nucleotides long. RefSeq lists its product as uncharacterized. Gene Ontology annotation, biological process: polysaccharide biosynthetic process. Gene Ontology annotation, cellular component: membrane. The coding region runs from base 61 to 1176 and encodes 371 amino acids. Gene Ontology annotation, molecular function: acyltransferase activity, transferring groups other than amino-acyl groups. The record is from RefSeq and is a predicted model, not a curated record. Lineage: Eukaryota; Fungi; Ascomycota; Dothideomycetes; Dothideales; Saccotheciaceae. The transcript has a single exon.
CAUUAUGCUGUGGGCAUCUUUUUCGUCUUGUCUGGCUAUGUGCUGUCAGCUAAACCCUUGAUGCAUAUCCAUGCUGGAGAUUUUGUUCUGCUUGGAGACAACUUGGGCUCAGCACUCUUUAGACGAUGGUUCAGACUCUAUCUUCCCAUCAUUGUCACGACGCUUGGGAUAGUGCUUCUGUGGCAUGUUUUUGGUAUCUCUGCAAAUCUGCAUCCACAGAGAACCUUAGGCGCGGAGCUUUGGGUGUGGUAUAAUGAGUUCAAGAGUUUUACCUGGAUCCUCAACUCGAGUCCGCCAGUCUGGUUCACGUACAAUCCGCAUACCUGGACCAUUCCUCUCGAAUUUAAGGGAUCUCUUGUCGUUUACGUGACUUUAACAGCAUUGUCACGAUGCACACGUGCAGCUAGACUAUGCUGCGAGAUCGCGCUGAUCUUCUACUUCAUUUGGAUCGUUGAUGGCCUGUAUUUUGCUCUCUUUGCUGGCGGCCUCUUACUUUGCGAUCUCGACCUCUUAGCGGCCAAAGACGAGCUUCCUACUUGGAUGACUCGCCAUUUAAAACCCCACUACUCGAUAAUCUUCUAUGUUUUGUUCAUCACCAGUCUCUACCUCGGCGGCGUUCCUUCCUACUCUAGAGAACUUGCAGACUUGCGCUCCUCACCUGGCUGGCAAAUUCUCUCAUACCUCAAGCCCGAUGCCGCGUUCGAUUACAAAUGGUUCUACCAAUUCUGGGCCGCCGUCUUCCUUGUCGCCAGUGUCCCUCGCAUCUCCUGGCUCAAGAAUUUUUUCGAAACCCGCUUCUGCCAGUAUCUAGGCAGGAUAAGCUACAUGUUCUAUCUCGUCCACGGGCCCAUCAUGUCAACUUUGGGAGACCGCCUUUACGCUGCCGUUGGCAUGCAGCGCACUAAUCAUGCCAUUGUCGUUCCUCACUGGAUCGGCCGGUUUCCCAUCCCGUCUAUCGGCCCGCUAGGUCUGGAAUUGAAUUUCUUGCUGCCUCAUCUUAUUUUACUGCCGUUUACGCUGUGGAUUGGCGAGGUCUUGACGGUUUUGGUUGAUGAUCCUUGCGUGAGGUUGGCAGCGUGGUUGCGGAAAUUGACUAUGCCUGCAGCGGUGACCGAGGGACCGAUCUUACAGCAAUUCGAAGUUCGUGAUGAUGCUGUUGUCAUCAGUGAGGAUUGAGAAUCGUGGAAGUCAUAGCUAGAUUGGAGUAACUCUGUAAACACUUUGUUCUUAUUUUCACCUCUCCAGCUCCGUUUGUUUUUUU